AUGCAAGAAGUGGCAGCGACAGGAAGAAGGCGGCAUGGCGGGUCGUCCGGUUGUCCGAAUUGCCAAAUAAUAUUAGAUCGGCCAAACAACAACGGGCAUCAGCCAACGGCCACCACCACCACACCCACCAAUCGCCGCCACCAAACAAGAUCCAAACAACCCAUCGACCGACUUGGCGUGUUCCGCCAGCUUACAACAUACGAUGCUUCCGGCCGUUACCGUGGACAAUUAUUCUUCGGCAACGACAAAUGGCUGGGUCAGAAGAAUUUCUGCUAUGAACUUAAUCGGCAACUAAAUCCAGAUGAGCGUAAACAUUUCGAGUUUGAAUUUUAUGCUGCUUUGGUUGCGCUACACCUGUCGAUGCCGCAACAGUUGCACGUAAACCUCCAAGUGGGCGAGUGUUUACCACGUUCCUGCAAUGCACACGACGUGCACGCCAUACUCACACUGGAUCCACAUGCUCAAAUGCUUGUCGCACUAAAUACCGCGGCGAUCAAUCAAGCACAAUACAACCAAAGUAUUGGCCAUGGUCACAGCAAUAGCAGCAGCGGCAACCACACCAUCAUACAAGUGCUACAUGUGCGUGCAGUGCCCGGCGCCUUCAGCUAUUGGCGCGAAUUAAAAUUUCAAAUAUUUCUAAGUUUCGUAUUCUCACUUUUGCUACUCGUCAUCACAGCCACCUGGUAUCAGGCGAAAUUAAAUCAACUGCAGCUCAGCUCGCCGCACAUUGCGGCCAUUAGUGCGAAAAUUGAUGCUGUCAUGGCGGCCGCAAUCGCCGGUGCCAGCGGUGGCCGUGGUGGCGGUGGCGGCGAUGGCAUUGCAACAAUUGAUGCCAGUGUCGCGGGGACCUACACUAAUAAUGCCGGUGGCGGCAAUUCAGGUGCAUUCAAAUCAACGAGAGCAGUGCCAGCCUUCGAACUGUACCAGAUGAGCACACUGACAACGGAGAACAACAAUGUGCUCGACAUUGAGGCGGAUGUGAGUGGGAAUAAAACGGCGAAUAGCGCCAGUAGCAGCAGCAGCGCAAACGGCACUGGUGGACAAGCGAAUGGGAAUAGCAAUGGCGCAGCAGGCACAGCCGCAGCGACAGUGGGAACUACGAAAGGGGGUGGUGUUGCUGGUGGCGGUGGCG
Messenger RNA from Rhagoletis zephyria (snowberry fruit fly), 1132 nucleotides. RefSeq lists its product as uncharacterized. NCBI's taxonomy places the organism in Eukaryota, Metazoa, Arthropoda, Insecta, Diptera, Tephritidae. The record is from RefSeq and is a predicted model, not a curated record.